AUGAACCAUAGAGACAUCGAAAGCGUGGUACGAGUGGCUGCCGAGCCGUUGCCCCCACUCUCGGGCAAGACAAUCCAGGAAAUCGAGGACGAGUACAAGGACGGCCCGGCGUUGGCCAAGAACAUCCGGAACAACCCCAACGACUUCACGAGCAAGUUCCUGCUCGACCAUGUGGAAUUCGUGCGACUCACACGAGGCAAGGUGCGGACGCUCCACAACUUGGGGCGCAGCGGGGAGUCGCGGCGGUACGGGCCGCUCAAGCGGCGGGAGAAGAAGGAGCGGAUGAAGAGCGCGAAGUCGGGCAAGAGCGCGAAGACGAAGGCCGCGGGGAAGACGCGGGAGGCGCGGUCCGCGAAGACGGCGAAGACGGCGAAGGCGCGGCCAGCGAGCAAGGGCGCGCGCGCCGCGCGCCGCGCGCGCGGGACCGCGGGGGCGGAGGACAGCGCGGCAGUGGAGGGCGCGGAGGCGGCGGAGGGCGCCGGGGUGGAGGCUGAGCCUAGCGCGGAGCUGGAACUUGCCGCGGAGCCGGAGCUUGCCGCGGAGCCGGAGCUUGCCGCGGAGCCGGAGCUUGCCACGGAGCCGGAGCCUGCCAUGGAACCGGAGCAUGUCGCGGAGAAGGCGGCGGGCGGUGCGGACGCGCUCUGCGUAGCGUCGGCGGCGCCCGAGGACGAUGACGACUUUCGGUCUGUGGCGGAGGCGGCGGUGCUCAGCGCGUCCUCAGCGACGGGUGCGCCGUCGUCGUGCGUGGAAAAAGACGACGAGGACGACUUCAAGUCGAUUAUUGACGUGGACGUGCAGCAGGGCAGCUCGCACGCCGCGGAAGAUAUCGUUGUUGACGUGGAUGUGACGCAGUUCCGCGCCAAGUCGGAGCGUGGGUUGAAUCCGAUCCCGGAGAAAGACGAGGACAGCGAAAGCGGGGCGCACGAGCACGCCUCCCAGCAUGCGGAGCACUCGUCGGAGUCUGCGAAGGACGACAAGAGCGCUGCAGCGUUGUCUGCGAAGGAAAGCGCGGGCAUCGCGUCGCCAGCGCCGAGCGGGGACGACAACAAAACGGCCAAGCCUUCGAAUGCAGCCACGGGGGACGCCAGCACCGCCCCCUACUGGGGAAGUGCUGUUCCGGGUUACGAGAGCGCGGCUCCCGAGUACGAGAGCGCGGCGCCUGCAUACGAGAGCGCGGCGCCGGAAGGCCCAAGCCCUCUUCCUUCUGCAUCUGAGCUCACCACGUGCGGGGCCAAGAGCUCCACCGUUGUCGACGCAGGCGGCGACAGCGCGAAGACGGAGGUCAGGGGCCCCACUGUCGGCGGCAGCGAUGCCUCCGAGGCGAAAAGCACCUGCGGCGCAGCCACAGCGACUACGACGACUGCAGCGGGUUCUGCAACCGCAGGGCUUGAUCUUAAGACGGAGGCUGGAUCUGCGUGUGAGCCCAGCGCAACCGUCUCCGCAAUUGCAUUUGGGAACCAGCAGAGCCCGGCAGGAUCGGUGCUCACGAGCACGGCUAACGAAACCGAGGGAGCCAACUCUGCGCAUACGGAUGCUGUGAGCACGAUCAAGGCUGACGACGCGAGCGGCAGCAUCGAAACGAAGCUACAUUCUGCAGACGUGCCUGUACAGUCCCCAGCACUUGACGGGUCUAAGGCUGACUCAAUUCCCGGGACGGCGAGCCCUGGUAAUGUCAGCCCGGUAAAGAUUGGUGGCAACACCGCUGCUGGUUCAGCGGUUGCCACUGAAUCCGACGUCGUGGUAUCUACCGACGCUGGUAGUGGCGCUAGUAGUCCUGGGAAAACAGAGCUUGAGGCUGGUGUUAGCGGUGCUUCUAGCCCUCUCAGAACAAGCCCUCUCGCACGGUCGGCUACCAAUGGCGCUUUACCCAUCAACGAAGCCGUUCUUCCUCCAACGGGAGGGAAGGAUGCCCAGCAUUGUGGGACUGCUUCUUCCAGCAAGGUUGGAACGGCGCCAAUUAGCACCACUUCCGAAGCUCCUAGUGGGAAGGCAGCGACCACCGGUAAGUCAACUACCAGCAAGAAGAAGAAGUCCGAUAAGAAAUCAAAGAAGGCAAACCAGUCGCCAAUCUCGAUCUUGUCGUUGGGUCAGGGAACUGCAAAGUCCACGGAUAAGUCCGCGGAUAAACCCGCGGAUAAGCCCGUGGACAACAAGCCUCUAACUCCGGUACAGCCUUCCAAUGACGCUCCGGAACCUGCUGCAAAUCCGCAGGUAGGAGAAGCACAGGCUAAUGGUGAACCUUUGUUGGUGAACUUUAUGAUUCAUGGCAUUGGCGGCAACGUCAAACACUUUGAGCCGUUGAUGUAUAUGUUGGAUAUACUAGGCGAGAAGUACUUGGCGUUCGACCUUCCAGGCUUUGGCGAAAGUGACCAUUGGGCCGAUGGCUACCCUAUGAUGGAGGUGGUUGAGUCGAUUAAGGAGCUUCUAGAUAUCAUGGUCCUACGGCCCAACCAUAAUAAUGUCCGUGUGAGGUUCUUUGGGCACUCGAUGGGCUGCAUCUUGCUUUUGCAUUUAGCCUUCAGAUACGGCGUCAACAAUUUGAACGCAGAAAAGAUCAUUCUAUUGGCGCCGCCGCCACCUAGAACUCUCAAAUCAAAGUUGGAUAUCGUCGAGCCAUAUCUAAACCUUUCACUAACAUUCUUCAAGCCCUUCUUGAUCAUGCUUCUCAAAUUCAUAAGGACCAAUUUCGACCAGAUGAAGGGCUUGAACAGCUCCGGAAUUAAGUUCUUUUUCUCCAACAUGGGGAACAAGUACAGGAAGCUAAAUCACUUCUACGACGGUGUAGCAGUUUCGACCAAAUCCAUCACUGAGUAUCUUCUAGGCUGGCAAGACCUAAUUAACGGCCCACCUUUGCUCGACAGCGGGUGCACAGGGCAUGUCUUGGUCGGCAGUGAAGAUAAGGUGUGUCCAGCUAAUGCCACGCACUACCCUGACUAUAGCUUCAGAGUAGUUGUCAACACCGGGCAUAACAUGUUUUAUGACGGUGCCAGCGAAGCAUUAUUUGAAGUGUACAAGUUGAUCUACCAAUGA
Eremothecium gossypii ATCC 10895 is the source of this 3030-nucleotide messenger RNA. It is a transcript of the gene LDH1, whose product is annotated as triacylglycerol lipase. The record is from RefSeq and is marked provisional. Gene Ontology annotation, cellular component: cytoplasm. The coding region runs from base 1 to 3030 and encodes 1009 amino acids. Gene Ontology annotation, molecular function: aminopeptidase activity. Lineage: Eukaryota; Fungi; Ascomycota; Saccharomycetes; Saccharomycetales; Saccharomycetaceae. The transcript has a single exon. Gene Ontology annotation, biological process: proteolysis.